AAGUGGUUCUUAAAAAUGGCUUCGUUAGCAGCGGCGCAAGUACAAGAAGUCAGGUCAAUAACUCGUAUAGAACGUAUCGGCGCUCAUUCUCACAUACGCGGGCUUGGUUUAGACGAUGCGUUGGAACCAAGAGCUAUAUCCCAGGGCAUGGUGGGCCAGAAGAUGGCGAGGAAGGCGGCUGGCGUCAUCCUGCAGAUGAUUCGAGAAGGCAAAAUAGCAGGCCGAGCUGUGUUGCUUGCCGGUCAGCCAGGUACGGGGAAGACAGCUAUCGCUAUGGGCUUGGCUCAAGCUCUUGGACCUGAUACACCGUUUACGAGCAUGGCCGGAUCAGAGAUAUAUUCGCUGGAAAUGAGCAAAACAGAAGCGUUGACACAAUCUAUAAGAAAAUCCAUUGGAAUAAGGAUCAAAGAGGAAUCCGAGAUAAUCGAGGGCGAAGUCGUGGAGGUGAUGGUGGAGCGCUCCGCGGGGGGAGGGGGGGCGCGCUCCGGACGACUCACGCUCAAGACGACCGACAUGGAGACCAACUACGACAUGGGAACUAAGAUGAUCGACUCGCUGCUCAAAGAAAAGGUUCAAGCUGGAGACGUCAUAACAAUAGAUAAGGCAACGGGGAAGAUCAAUAAGUUGGGAAGGAGUUUUGCACGCGCUAGAGACUACGACGCAACGGGUCAACAAGCGCGCUUCGUUCAGUGUCCGGAGGGUGAGCUCCAGAAGCGUAAGGAAGUCGUCCACACGGUGACAUUACACGAAGUUGACGUCAUCAAUUCUAGAACGCAUGGUUUCCUAGCGCUAUUUUCUGGUGAUACGGGAGAAAUAAAGUCGGAGAUACGAGAACAAAUCAACAGCAAAGUAGCGGAAUGGAGGGAGGAGGGGAAGGCGGAAAUGAUACCAGGUGUCCUCUUCAUUGAUGAGGCCCAUAUGCUGGACAUCGAAUGUUUCUCGUUCCUAAACCGAGCGUUAGAAUCUGAAACGGCACCGGUCGUGAUCAUGGCGACGAAUCGAGGCAUCACGCGCAUCAGAGGGACGAACUACAAGAGUCCCCAUGGAAUACCACUCGACCUCCUGGACAGGAUGAUCAUUGUGCCAACGACACCGUACUCCCACCAGGAAUUGAGAGAAAUUUUAAAUAUUAGAUGCGAAGAGGAAGACUGUCAAAUGUCAGCGGACGCACUAACGGUGCUCACCCGGGUCGCAACCGAAACGUCUCUGAGAUACGCGAUACAGCUGAUAACAACUGCGUCACUGGUGGCCAAGCGGAGGAAGGCAUCCGAGGUCAGCAUGGAAGAUGUUAAGAAGGUCUACUCAUUAUUCCUGGACGAGCAUCGUUCCGAACAGUUCCUGAAAGAGUAUCAAGAUGAAUUUAUGUUCAACGACGGGGGUGGAGAUGCAGCGCAGAUGAUGGAAGUUGCUCAGUAGCAUAUGAAAAUAUAACGUGACAAUUCCAAAUGCUUUAUACGAAACAAUUUAUUGUGUUAAUACUUUGGGUGCAUUCAGAUUAAAUAAUAUUAAAGUUAAGAAAAAAAAGCAAGAG
Messenger RNA from Vanessa tameamea, 1531 nucleotides. It is a transcript of the gene rept, whose product is annotated as ruvB-like 2. Gene Ontology annotation, cellular component: Ino80 complex; R2TP complex; Swr1 complex. Gene Ontology annotation, molecular function: ATP hydrolysis activity; DNA helicase activity; ATP binding. The record is from RefSeq and is a predicted model, not a curated record. The transcript has 12 exons. Bases 16 to 1416 code for a protein of 466 amino acids. Gene Ontology annotation, biological process: chromatin remodeling; box C/D snoRNP assembly; regulation of transcription by RNA polymerase II. NCBI's taxonomy places the organism in Eukaryota, Metazoa, Arthropoda, Insecta, Lepidoptera, Nymphalidae.